This is a messenger RNA of Pararge aegeria (speckled wood butterfly), 3401 nucleotides long. RefSeq names its product kelch-like protein 10. Gene Ontology annotation, molecular function: protein binding. Lineage: Eukaryota; Metazoa; Arthropoda; Insecta; Lepidoptera; Nymphalidae. Bases 1276 to 3066 code for a protein of 596 amino acids. The transcript is spliced from 4 exons. The record is from RefSeq and is a predicted model, not a curated record.
CAUAGACAUAAACUAUCAUAAGUUCUCGUAAGAUUGCCUGGCAGAAAUCGCUUUUAAGCGAUAAGGCCGCCUUUUGCAAUCUACUUCUUUCUCCAUGUUUCAGUUUUUCUUGUUAAUAUGUUUGAUGUUGUGUACAAAUACAUAUUUAUGUUAAUUUUAAUACUAAGCUCAUUUAGCAGCCUUUGAAGCCACGUGUGGGACGGACGUUUGUCACAAACACGAGCCCAAAAAGCGAUUACAAUCAACAAACACUAACAACACCAUGCUUGGCGAACGGGUUAGUAUAUUCCGGACGGGAAAAAAUUGGCAAACGAGUUUGUGGCAGCAUUUACUUGCGGGUUGACUAACUUAGGACUAUUUUAUUUAAAAAAAAAAUUUCACAAACACUGACUUUGAUAAACAACAAAAAAGAAAAAUAAAUAUUUUCUACAACAUUUAUAAGUCGGUGCCAAGUAUACAUAUGUUCCACCGAAAGAAACUCUUCCUUUUCUUGAAUACGGCGUAAGAAUGCUUAAUUUUAAUUUUACCUAAGUACCUAUUUACAGAAUGGCAGGAGCAAACAUCCAUCCGCCCGUCUGUGUUUAUUGUUCGCUGUUUGCCCAGCGAUAGUAUGGAUGCGGCUUAAAAAUGUGCAUCACCUUUGACGGUUUGUCGGCAAUAGGGUUACCAGUUACUGUACCAUUAUUACCCCUAGCGUGCGGAGUAGGUCUUUUACGUGAUAUGUCGAACGUUACCUAUGGGCUAUUUCUCGCUGCAGCCUCACUCACCUGUUGCCGAGUGCCUCGCACGAGCGCCCUUGCGGGGAAAUCAGGCGACGAUGCCUCGAGGCCCGUACCCUUGGGCGACCGAGCGCAAAGAACUAGGGAUCUCAUAAGGAUUUUAAAACAGCUUUUACCUGCUAAGAUGUUUAUAAAAAGUCUCAACAAAGUACUCUGUGCACAGCUGUGGUGCAUUGAUACAACGAGCACAGAUUUUUCGGCGUCGCAUUAAAGACUUACAGCAAUAAGUACAUCACUUAAAAAUAAUUUCAUAAUAAUCAUUUAAUCUGUAUUCUGCGUCAUUAGCAAAUCUUUGUAAAGCUCUGAAGGCAAAAAAAAAACUGUCAACUGUUCUAGGUUGUGUUUACAAAUAAAUCGUUUGAAAUAGUUAGUAUUAGUUUUUAUAACGUUGUUUGUCUAUUUUUCCUACAUAAAUGUAAGUAAUAUUAGGUCGGCUUCAAUUUAAAAUAUCAACUGGCCGCUACAAUCGGUAAACCUUAAAAAGUUAAACUAUUGCAUGAGUUCAGUGUUUUCCUUUUUAUCAUUUAUCAAAAAAAUGGAAGAGGUAUUUUUACGAGUCGGUAACAAGGUUUUUAAAGUGAACAAAGAGCUUUUAUGUACACAUAGCGACUAUUUUCGCGCUAUGUUUAGUGGAUAUUAUGUUGAGAGUGUAAAAAAGGAAAUCAAUAUAAAUAUGCUAGAUCCUGAUAUAACAAGUAUAAUACUUCAAUACAUGCAUGGUAUGAUAUUUCUAACUGAAUACUCAUUCUCAACCAUUGGUGAAAUAGCAGCAGCAGCCAAUUUUCUGCAAAUAUCAAAACUCAUAGAGCAGAUACAGGAAUUCUUGAAUAGUCGGUUAUGUUUGAAUAACUGUAUUGAGAUUAUGUUAGCUGCUCGAUAUGCAUCUUAUACACAACUAGAACAAACAUCUUCAGCAUGUGGGCUGUAUUCUUUUAAAUUUAUGAAGCUAGAAUAUAUUACGACACUCAACAAUUUAGUAUGGUAUUUGUCUCACCCGUAUUUAGAUUCACACAAUGAAUUUCAUGUUUUCCAUUUUGGUUUUAAGUGGCUUUGCAAGAACCAUAAACUGGAUGAUACAUUACUAAUUCUUGCCUGCUUAGAUAUGAAAAGAGUCACUUAUGACAAUCUUGUGGAUAUAAAGGAAACCUUAAGUGACUAUGUCAGUCGCCUUUCAGACAGUUUGGUCUUAGAAAUAAUAGAUUUACUCUUGUUUUUAACUAGUCAAAAAAUCAAAAUAUCUGAGUCUAAGGUGCAUGAUCUUAAAGAUCAGUUGUGUGAAAAGUUCUCGGAAAGUGUUUGGUCUGAAUCUUUGAGUAUAGUUAAAGAUAGUAUUACCCGCCUUCUGAAGUAUGUGCCUUUGGUGUCCUGCCAUAUAAGAAAUAAUGAAGAACCUGAAGAAUCGCAACAAUGUUUGUACAGUUUUGACGAGGAUAAGGGAUUUGAACAAUAUUUAGAGGUGGCGGACAUAAAUCUCCGUGGUUGGAAUGCUACUAGCUGGGGUUUGACAAAACUUGUGUUUGUUGGUGGUGAAUAUGGAAGAGGGACAGGAGUAUUUUUCAGAGAUAUUAAGGUAUAUGACACUUUGAAGAAGAAAUGGACAUUGUACGAUGUAGAGUUACCAUCAAGGAGAAAUGCAGGUGUCACUACUGUGGGAGAUCUUCUGUAUAUUGUGGGAGGUGUUAAUGAAUAUGGGAUGAUGAUGGACACAGCAAUUGUGUGCGACUUAAAAGAAAGAAGCUAUAGAUAUAUAGCAAAUCUGCCUGAUCGCAUCGAAACCGUGGCAAUUUGUACGCAUAAUCACAAAGUGUAUGUAGCCGGACGGUAUAGCAUUUACUGCUAUGAAACUUACGGUGAUAGAGAUUUUUGGGAGAUGGUUAUUGGUACUGACAGUGGAAGAAUAAAGUUUCUGCGGUCAUAUGACAAAUAUAUUUACUGCCUCCAAAGUCUGAACAGAAAGUUAUACAGGUUUCGACCUCACAUAGAUAAAGAGCUACAUCGAAUAGUAGGCUUUACGAGUGCACCAGUUACGGUCGCAAUAUGCAAUAUUGGUACCAAUCUCUUGGUGUUUAACGCCUGGAAGUAUGGUAAAUUCAUUGUUCAAGAAUACACAGGGAAAUCGAAUCCUGAGUGUGCACGGGUUAUUAACGUGAACACGAUUAACAUGUCAAUCGACACUGCGGUAGACUCUUGUUCAGUGGUCGACACACUGCCCAACCUUUAUACAGAUCUUCCUGAAUACCACAGGCUGUACCUUGAGAGAAAUGCCAAUUAUACAGAAUUAGGUUAAUAAACUAUACGAUUUAGGUUAGGUAGGCAGCGACGAGUUUGCAUUUCCGACGGAUUUUUAGACUUUUUCAAGGAGCAUUUUUAAGAAAUUUGCAAUUGUAUCGUCACCAUUAGUGAAGCGUGGAUCCGUCGAUGAGACAAUAUUAAUAUAAAAGUCAAUGCAGAAAAAAGGAGGGGAAACCUCAGCAAAGGAAUUCAGUUUCUGCGAGACAAUUCGUCGGUUCAAGCAGCAUAUAUUGCGAGCAAUGCACGAUGAAGUUACUAUCCUAUCCUAUAGUAUAGAUCUGACUCCUAGCGAUUAUAAUUUAUUAAAAAAAAUAUAUAUACAUUUGGGGA